Grosmannia clavigera kw1407 is the source of this 777-nucleotide messenger RNA. Its product is annotated as n-acetyltransferase. The transcript has 3 exons. The record is from RefSeq and is a predicted model, not a curated record. NCBI's taxonomy places the organism in Eukaryota, Fungi, Ascomycota, Sordariomycetes, Ophiostomatales, Ophiostomataceae. Gene Ontology annotation, molecular function: acyltransferase activity, transferring groups other than amino-acyl groups. The coding region runs from base 1 to 777 and encodes 258 amino acids.
AUGGCGUCGUUGAGCAGCAGUACCACCAUCACGACCGUUUCUGCCUCCGCCGUCUCGGAUGACCACGAUCUGCCGGUGCCCCCGUCUCUCGUGCCGGCCCAGUGGCAGGACACCGUGCGGGUCAUCGGCAUGUCGGAGUGUCGCGAGGCCGCUCUGUCGCUGUCGCACGCCUUUGCCGCCGAUGCCUUGUCGCUGUACCUGGUCCCGUCCGCGGACGAGGAGCGAGGUCCUGGUCUUGGUCGUGGCCGCGGUCGCGGUGGCCGGCUUCACUCAGCCGAGGACCGCUGGCGGCUGCACGUCAACAUCAUGACCUACAUCGUGGCGUCGGUGGCACUCAACGGCAUCGUCACCACCAUCGGCCCCGACUACGAUGGCGUGGCACUCUGGCUGGGCCCCGGCCAAAGCGUCGAUGGCUGGUGGACAAGCCUGCGCAGCGGCCUUUGGCGUCUGCACCUCCAGCUGUCGCCCGAGGGCCACCGACGCUACUACGACGAGCUGAUGCCGCUGCUGCACCAGACCAAGAUCGAGCCCAGCGCCCGACGUCGCGGCUACGCCCAAAAGCUGCUCGAACACGUGUUUGUCAAGGCCGAUGCAGAAAAACGCCCGAUCUACCUCGAGUCGAGCUCCGCGACCAACAACCGGUUCUACAGCAAGUUCGGCUUCGAAUACAAAAAGGACAUCUCCCUCGUCCGCGGAAAAACGCCAGUCGGCCUUUCCAUCAUGGUUCGUGGGCCGCAGACGGCCAUCAGCAAGAAGCUCAGCGUUGAGCACGUAUAG